UCUUCACCAAGGUCUUUCACCUAUAUUUAUCACAAAUUCCAAAAGAGACGCGGUGGCGAUUUUACGGAGAGAGUCUCCGUUCAGUCAUUCUCAGUUCGUUUACAAAAGUGACUCAGUGCAGUUCCGCGGUGGCGGGAUCUUUACCGAGAAAACAAGACCGCGCUUGCUCUACAACGAAUCUGCAUAUAUCGCGAACUACCGCGUGUGAAGAGUAUAAUCGGCUGUUCUCUUCGAGAUUGGCUUUACGGUAUAUAACCGAUGCGCAGCCGAUCUUUCUCUUCAAACGUCGCUUAAGAGUCCGUGAGUUUGGAAGUGAAGCUCGAUUUUUGUGAAAGAAAGAGAAAAUAGUGCACAAUGAGAUUGGAAUUUAUAUUAUUGUUACUGACUAUUUCGUUAAGUUGGAGCACGGCGCGUGUUCGAGAACGCGUGAACGACGCAUCGAGCUCGACGGUUCGAUCGAUCGACGAACCUGAUUGCGCGCCGUCAGGCAAAUCUCUGGAUAAUGGAAAGAACAUCAAGCGGAUGCAAAUUUUCAAUCAGACUGGAUUCGAUGGUAAAGUGCACAGAAUUCGUAUAGAUUCCAGCGAGGAGGAUAAACCAGGCAUUCACGCCUAUGGGUUGCCGAAGAAACGCUUCCGGGAUAACGGCGUUAUCGAGAGAAUCGGGGAGAACCGCAUCGAUAACGUUCCGAAAAGUGGCCGAUUGGUGGAAGCCUACGGAAUGCCGAAAAAUAUCGUAGAAAGUAAUGGCUUUGUCGAAAGGGUGUUAUCGUCAAACGCGGAUCGUUAUCAACUUGGGACAACAUCGCGAAAUGAUAACGAAAAUGUCAGAAUAAGAAGAUCCGUUCAAACAGGAACUGAGAAUAAGAUCGAAGAAAAAGUCGCGAGCGAAACGGAAGAUAUGGAGGCGCAGGACGCGAAAGUCUUCAGGCCGCUAUUCGUUUAUAGACAACAAGUGGCUGCCAGACAAAGACGGAAGCACGCGAGAAACGUAGCGCACAAAAACCACGUGUCGCAACCUUGCAAUUAUAAAUCAGCAAUCUAUUAAUUCCUUAUCACAAAUGUACUCGACACAAUUUUGUUGAAAACGUCAAUUUUGAAGAAACCGGAAUUUUUUGGCAAAACACUUCCAAACAUUGUUAGCUCGAAAUUGGAAGAUAAUUAUUUGAACAUUAGAAAAUAAAUGCUUUAUUUUUUUUCUAGUUUUAAAUGACGUAAUUGAAGUCUGUUGAUAACAAAUAUUACAACUAGUGUUUUAUUUAUGUAUUACGUUACAACUCCAUGACUACGAUUGCAAUACCAAAAAGUAUUGUUUUAUAUGUAUAGUGGAAUUAGAUAAUUAAUUUUAAAGAGUAAAAAUAUAUAGAGAUUUUAAUAUUCCGUUUUAUUAGACAAAACUGUACGCAGAUACAGAUUUAUGCGUUCAAUAUUACUAUUGCGAUAUGUAUCUAGCACGCUUUUUGCAAUAAAUAAUUUGCUUUAAUAUCACAUAAA
Molecule: messenger RNA, 1493 nt
Organism: Pseudomyrmex gracilis
Lineage: Eukaryota; Metazoa; Arthropoda; Insecta; Hymenoptera; Formicidae
Exons: 3
Coding region: 355-1047 (230 amino acids)
Source: RefSeq, a predicted model, not a curated record